Molecule: messenger RNA, 4395 nt
Organism: Pelobates fuscus (common spadefoot toad)
Lineage: Eukaryota; Metazoa; Chordata; Amphibia; Anura; Pelobatidae
Product: mucin-2-like
Exons: 4
Coding region: 128-3733 (1201 amino acids)
Source: RefSeq, a predicted model, not a curated record
UACAACAGCACCCACCACAUCACUAAAUACUGACACAGAAACUACAAGUGAGCCCUCAACAUCACUAGCAACAACAAUAGAUAUUACAACAGAGACCAUUACAACAUCAGCUCGUACAGAAACGACAAUGGCACCCACUACAGUGCUGGAUACGACAACAGAAACUACAUCUGAAGCCACUACAGCACCAAUACUGUCCACUGCAGCAGAAACCACAGUGGCACCCACUACAACACCCAGCAUAAUAGAAACUACAACUGAACAAACUGCAACAACAAUAACCUCUACUAUGACAGAAACUACAGCAGAACCCACCACUACUACAGAAACUAUUUCUGAACCAACUACAUCUUUAGCUCCCACAACAGUAAUUACUGAACAAAUUACAUCAUCAGCUUCUAUAGAAACUACAAUAGCACCCACCACAUCACUGGCUACUACAACAGAAACUACAACAGCACCCACCACAUCACUAAAUACUGACACAGAAACUACAAGUGAGCCCUCAAAAUCACUAGCAACAACAAUAGAUAUUACAACAGAGACCAUUACAACAUCAGCUAGUACAGAAACAACAAUGGCACCCACUACAGUGCUGGAUACGACAACAGAAACUACAUCUGAACCCACCACAGCACCAAUACUGUCCACUGCAGCAGAAACCACAAUGGCACCCACUACAACACCCAGCAUAAUAGAAACUACAACUCAACCAACUGCAACUCCAAUAAGAUCUACUAUGACAGAAACUACAGCAGAACCCACCACUACUACAGAAACUAUUUCUGAACCAACUACAUCUUUAGCUCCCACUACAGAAAUUACUGAAAGAAUCACAUCAACAGCUAAUAUAGUAACUACAAUAGCACCCACCACAUCGCUGACUACUACAACAGAAACUACAAUAGCACCCACCACAUCACUGGCUACUGACACAGAAACUACAAGUGAGCCCCCAACAUCACUAGCAACCACAAUAGAUAUUACAACAGAGACUAUUUUAACAUCAGCUAGUAUAGAAACUACAAUGGCACCCACUACAGUGCUGGGUACUACAACAGAAACUACAUCUGAACCCACUGCAGCACCAGUACAGUCCACUGAAGCAGAAACAACAAUGACACCCACUACAACACUCAGCAUAAUAAAAACUACAACUGAACCAACUGCAACUCCAAUAACAUCUACUAUGACAGAAACUACAACAGAACUCACCACUAUUACAGAAACAAUUUCUGAAUCAUCUACAUCUUUAACUACCUCAACAGUAAUUACUGAAAUAAUUACAUCAACAGCUAACAUAGAAACUACAAUAGCACCCACCACAUCACUGGCUACUACAACAGAAACUACAAGUGAGCCCCCAUCAUCACUAGCAACAACAAUAGAUAUUACAACAGAGACUGUUUUAACAUCAGCUAGCACAGAAACGACAAUGGAACCCACUACAGUGCAGGGUACGACAACAGAAACUACAUCUGAACCCACUACAGCACCGAUACUGUCCACUGCAGCAGAAACAACAAUGGCACCCACUACAACACUCAGCAUAAUAGAAACUACAACUCAACCAACUGCAACUCUAAUAACAUCUACUAUGACAGAAACUACAACAGAACCCACCACUACUACAGAAACUAUUUCUGAACCAUCUACAUCUUUAGCUACUGCAACAGAAAUUACAUCUGAAACCAUUACAUCAGCUACUACACAAACUACAAUAGUACCCACCACAUCACUAAAUACUACAACAGAAACUACAAUAGCACCCACCACAUCACUGGCUACUGACACAGAAACUACAAUUGAGCCCCCAACAUCACUAGCAACCACAAUAGAUAUUACAGCAGAGACCAUUACAACAUCACCUACAACAGAAACUACAAUAGCACCCACCACAUCACUGGUUACUACUACAGAAACUAAAGCUGAACCAUCUACAUCUUUAGCUACUACAACAAAAAAUACAACUGAAAAGAUUAAAACUUCAACUACUACAGAAACUACAACACCACCUACUAUAACUGAAUCAACUUCUACACCAAUAGUAUCUAAUAUAACAGAAACUAUAAUGGAACCCACUGAAACAGUAACUACUACAAAAUAUAUUACAAUUGAGACACCUUCAUCACCAGCCAAUACAACAGAGAGUACAACCGAGUCCACAAACAUUCUGAGUACUAUAAUGGAAUCUACAAUCGCACCCUCCACAACAAUAACUAGUACUAGAGAAACUAUAACGGAUUCCCCUGUAACACCAAUAAUGCCGCUUAGAACAGAGCCUACAGCAACACCCAACUCAACACUUACUACUACAAUAGAAACUACAACUAAACCUGCUACACCACUUGCUGCUACAACUGAAUUUACAGCUCAGUCCACCAUAACGUUUGCAACUUCAACUGAGAGUACAUCUGUAUCCAAAGCAGCAGUGUUGACUACAACUAACAGGGCAACACAGGUCUCUACAACUCUGUCCACUAGAAAUGCAUCCACUACAGCAGUAGAUUCUACACCAUACUCUACAGCUGCAACCACAACAACUCUGGCUACUACAAUAAAAAAUACAGCUCAGUCACCUACAACACUGGCUACUACACCAGAAUCUAUAAAUGCAUUCACUAUAACAGAAACUCCAACUGAGUCAACCACAAUGCCACAUAAUACAACGGAAACUACAAAUGCAUCCACUACAACACACACUGCAAUGGAAACUACAGUGGGGCCCAUCACAACACUAACUACUACAACAGAAGAUACAGCGGUAUUCACCACAAGUAUAGCUCCUACAACAGAAACUGAAAGAGAAACAAAUUCUACAUCAGUACCCACCACAACACCCAACUCUACAGCUGCACCAACAACAAUGGACACUACAACAGAAUCCAUUACAACACUAUCUACUUCAACAGAAACUACAGUGGCUCUCACCACAGCUAUAGCUGCUACAACACAAACUACAAGUGAAACUAAUUCUACAACUGGACCCACCACAACACUUGCUCCAACAUCCAACUUUACAGCUGAACCACUAACAAUGGCCACUACAACAGAAUCCAUUACAACACAGGUUACUACAACAAAAACUAAAGCUGAGUCCUCAGCAAUUUCACCAUAUACCACAAAUACUACAACUGAGUCCCCUACAACUUUGGCUACUACAUCAGAAACCUCAACAGAACCCACUACAACAAAGUCUACAACAGCAGAAAAGAUGACAGAUUCCACUACAACACAGGCUACAACAAAAACUACACCUGAGUCCACAGCAGUUCCACAUACUAUUGCAAAAACUACAACUGAGUUCUCUACAACACUGGAUGAUACAACAGGAAAUACAACAUUUGCUGCAUCUACGUCCACUAGAGCAGCAGCAACUACAAUAACAACUCCAGCUGAGCUCGGCACUGGCACCUUAUCACAUCCAACAAAUUCCUUCCCGGCACCAAAUACGACUUCUGUGAUUAAUACCAGCAUUAAAUUCAACAACACUACUAGAGGGAUAGAAACAAUUUAUUCCACUGCCUCACAGACAAGCACAGCAACAACUGCAGUGCUUAACUUCAAAAUACGGAGCUCUGCCCUCGUCGAAGAAAACGUGGAUGAUGUAAUAUAUGCCCUAUUAAAUAAGACUUGCUCCAUAUUUAUUCUGGAACUCAACAGCAGGGAUGUGACUUUAACCUGGGGGACAAAUCGGACAUCAGUGAAUUGUGCCUCAAUGGGGAUAAUCUAAUCACUUAGAGAGACUCGGCGAGACAGUAAUAAUUUAUUUGCACUAUUUUUUUCACUACCCUGGGAGGGUCGCUAGUCAUUGGUCAAGGCCAAGUCAUUGACCUGGCACAUAAUCUAUCAGCCAGGGAAUUGUCUGUACCAGUGUGCAUAGAAUGGGGGUUAUAACUGCUAAAAUAAUGAACACGUGCUGGUGAGGACAGUGUGUAUUACUAACUGUGAAGAGGACACAUUAACGUUUCUAAUUUAGAGAAAAUACAUUUAUAUUUUAUUAUACUAUUACACUUUGUUACUAUACUGCUGCUAAUACAAGAAAUGGCUGUGUAACUAAGGGGGAAGAUACUAGUUAAACGUCUAUGAACAAGGCUUAAUUUAAUAUCUAUUUAAGUUCUGUAUAUAAUUUUGACUCUAUAAAAAGGUAUUGGGGUGGAAAGAGGUAUAAGGAUCUAGGAUUUACUAUUUAACCAUAAUCAUUUGUUUCAUUUGUCUAUUCCAAAAAUGAGCCAUUGGCCACCAUCCUUCCCCUGAGGAGCUGUCUUCAGGCUGAGCUCUGAGUAUACCCUUACUGUUGUUACUUGUUUAAUGUUUUUGUCACUUGUGCAAAUACGAGGCUUUCUAACAUUCCAUUGAUAAAGACUAUAAAAGUACUGGGUGAAAUUAAUUGGA